UCACUUCGCUCUCCAACAUGGCUGACGAUGAGUGGUAUUAUGGACGUCGACGAGUCCCGGUCACCAGAGGCUGGGGCCCGUGUAAGAGAACUCACUGGGUUCCUACCAAUGAAUAUUAUUCCGGCCGGAAUCCACGACGAGUCCAAGCAUUCUUUAGAGCGGUGGGCAUCGACCCGGAUGCUCAAUUCGAGAGACACAGAAUACCCAUUAUAUACCUCGACGACGACGACCAGGUCCCCAUGCAAUAUGCAGGCUUCAGGGAGCGCGGGCCAGGAGAUCCGAACUGGCGGUACUACCCUGAAGGUGGAGGGAAUGGUGCGCUCCCUGGGCAGAACCCGAUGCCUUACGACGCGAGGAAUCCAAUCAUAGCUGAGGCUCUGCAACAGAGGGAGGAGACGAGGGCACAACAGCAUAGAGACAACAUCAACCAAAUCACCCAGCAGAUCAAUGUGAUCGAUGGUCGAUAUAGGGACCAUAUCAACACGUAUGAGGACAACAUGCGAGGUGGCAUUGUUGACCCUGGAGGACGUCUCGGUGACCUACGUAAUGAGAUCUCGCUGCACGAACGUUUGGAAAGGUUCCGCGAGGACGAUAACAGGAGACAUGCUCGGGUAGUCGAAGAUGAUAUUAUUCGGCAGCAUGAACGGGAUAUGAGGAGAUGCCACCAUCACCAUCAUCACCACCACCACAGAAGGUGCAGUGGAUGGUGAAGCUCGGCUGGAUUUGAUCCUGUAAUCAGGUAGUGUUGAGUUGAGGUUGUUUGAUGAUUAGAAUGACUGAUGAGAAAAUAUCCACGUACCAGACUACACCUUUCGAUAUCUGAUUUCGGAUUUGUUGAAGUCUUCUCGGUGCGGCCGACAGUGACCCUGUCGCUCUUCUCCGUCAG
Messenger RNA from Exophiala viscosa, 886 nucleotides. RefSeq lists its product as uncharacterized. Lineage: Eukaryota; Fungi; Ascomycota; Eurotiomycetes; Chaetothyriales; Herpotrichiellaceae. The coding region runs from base 18 to 710 and encodes 230 amino acids. The record is from RefSeq and is a predicted model, not a curated record. The transcript has a single exon.